AUGGCGGAUGGUAAAAACACUCAAAGCGCCUCUAAAAUCCGGCGCAGCUGCCUCAUGUGCAAUGAUGAAGACGACGAUAGAAUGAUUAAGUGCUCCGUAUGCACUUCAUUGUUCCACCAACAUUGCGUCGGCGUACCCACAGAAACCGAUCAACGCUUAUGGCGCUGCCAGGAUUGCUAUGAGCUUGCUGAAAGUGGCGUAGACGUAUCGCAAUUCGCUCCUAUAGAUGCAAGCGCAUCAACACAUGUAGCGAUUACAACGAAUCAUACAUGUAUUGGGCCCACUGAAAAUGCCAGUCAGCCCAUAGUAACUCAUAACCUCAAAAACGCAACACAUGUGGUCGCCACAACAUUAGGCGAUAUUCAGUCGGCAUUGGCCCACGAGCAUGGUGGUGCAACUGCCGAAGUUUCUAGCGUACCUCUGCAAAGAAUUAGUUCACAGUCUAUGCAUCCGACUUCUGUGGCUGCUGAAGCCCCUACAGCACGCGGGCGCUACUUACAACAACGAUUGCAACUUCUUGAAGAGGAGUUGCGCCUAGUACAGAAACGACAACAGCUGCUAGUAGAAUUAGAGAAAGAAGGGAUGUUAGAGAACAAUGCUGAGGCCCAGGUAACAGGUAACGCACCCGGCCCCAGUAGAACACAUAAUCGUCCACCUAUAUUUGGUGCAGCUGAUAGUGCUGUUAGGGUGGACAAUCAGUCGCAUGGUCCAAUGUCACAAUUUGCUGGUUUUUCUUUUCUGCCUCGUGCAGACAACACUGUCGAAAAUGGCACUUAUACAACUGUAAGACUUACAAACGAACAAAUAGCAUCUCGCAAAGGUUUGUGCAAGGAACUUCCAAAGUUUACCGGUAAGCCUGAAGAGUGGCCACUCUUCAAGGCAUCAUAUGACCAAUCAACGCAACUAUGUGGAUUCUCCGAUGCUGAGAAUCUGCUAAGACUGCGACAGGCAGUAGAAGGUCCUGCACGCAAUGCGGUGAAAAAUUUAAUAUUGCACGCUUCAUGCGUACCACAAAUAAUUUCCACUUUGCAAAUGAAAUUCGGUCGACCCGAAUUAAUUAUAGACGUUUUGCUAGCCCAGAUUCGGGAUUUACCACCUCCCAAAGAAAGCAAGCUGGAAUCAAUUGUUGAUUUUGCUAUCGAAGUGCAAAAUAUUUGCGCCACGAUGAAGGCAUCGUCAUUGACCAAUCACCUCAAUAAUCCUGAGUUGGAGCAGGAGUUGGUUUGUAAGUUGCCGGGAUUGCUGCCCGCCUUUUGGGGUAUGCAAAAACUAUCCUCCUCGACCUGUAAUCUAGAGGAUUUCAGCAAUUGGCUCUUUAAAUUGGCUGAAGGGGCGAAUGCUGUCAUUAUACCUAGUACUGCCACAAAACAACGCAAGCGUGGCUCUUUACAUACACAUUUAGAUUGUGAACAUGGUACUGCAGCUCAUUGCUUGGUUUGUGGUUCUACUUGUGAAGCAAUUAAUGUGUGCACCAAAUUCAAACAUCUUAGCCGUUCAGACAAGUGGAUGAUCGUUAGGGAUUAUUCUUUAUGCAAGCGUUGCCUUAAGCCUCAUUCCUUUGAGCAAUCUACAUCAAAAAAUACAUGUGGAAUAAACAAUUGCCGCUGCGCUCACCAUCCGCUGCUGCACAAAAUUUAUAUUUCGAAGCAAAAUAAAACAUCCACAGUUCCACAGCCGCAACCAGCGGCCGUUGAUGCAACAUGCAACGCACAUACCGAAGAAACCAAUGUCGCCAUAUUUCGGAUUCUACCCGUCACUAUAUACGGCAAUGGAGUACAAAUUGAUACGUACGCCUUUUUUGACGAUGGAUCUUCGCUGACACUAAUGGAUGAAGAACUUCAAAGGGCGCUUAACGUGGAAGGUGUUCCACAACCCCUUUGCCUAAAGUGGACAGGGGAUACUCAUCGUAAUGAAGAUGAAUCGGUUCGAGUGAAUCUUGAAAUAUCACCAAUUGGCCGCGUCAAGCGGUUUGAUUUGAAAAACGUUCAUACUGUAAAAAAAUUGCAGUUGCCUCCGCAGACGCUUGACGUAGCAAAGUUGAAAGCAGCAUAUAAACAUUUAAGAGGGGUGCCAUUGUCGUCAUAUAGCCGAGCCGUGCCUAGGCUUUUAAUUGGCAUUGAUAAUAGUAGACUUGGGUCCUGUUUAAAGUCUAAAGAGGGAUUUAGCUCUGAUCCAAUUGCUGAGAAAACCCGCCUUGGGUGGACACUUAAAGGCACAAUAACAGACCGUGUUCAAAGUAAAUCGAGAUCAUUUCAACGUGUGUUUCACGUUUGUGAGUGCAACGCUACAUAUAACGAAGAGCUGUUAAAGACAGUAAAGGAUUUCAUUUUGUUGGACAACGUUGACGUUGCCGCAGCUCCUAAAGUUCUCAGCGAUGAGGACCAACUUGCUGUUAGUCAACUUGAGCAGUACACCGUGCGACGUGGCGAUCGUUUUGAAACAAGCUUGCUAUGGCGCGGUGAAAGACCUUCGCUGCCUGACAGCUACCCAUCAGCUUUACGAAGAGCCAGCUGUCUGCGUCGAAAAAUGUCAAAGGACCCCGAGCUUGCAGACUCACUUCAAGAGAAAAUAAAACACUAUGUGAGAAAGGGAUACGCAAGAAAGUUGCGACAGGACGAAAAGGAAAUGGAUUGCUGUUGGUACCUUCCCAUUUUUGCAGUGAAGAAUCCUAAUAAGCCCGGCAAAAUAAGGCUAGUAUGGGAUGCGGCCGCGCAAGUUAAAACCGUUUCGUUAAAUUCUAUGCUUCUCAAAGGGCCUGACCAGCUGAGUUCACUUGUUUCGAUAUUACGCAGAUUUCGGCAAAAACCUAUCGCUAUUGGUGGCGAUAUUGCUGAAAUGUUCCACCAAGUGCGUAUGCGAGAACGCGACCAACAUUUUCAGCGAUUUCUUUGGUUUGAAGAAGGCGCCACCAUACCCGAUAUUUACAUACUACAAGUUAUGACAUUUGGCGCUAGUUGCUCGCCCAGCUGUGCACAGUUCGUUAAAAAUAAAAACGCAAAGGGCUUUGAAAGUGAAUAUCCUAGGGCCGUGAAAAGCAUAAUCGACAACCACUAUGUAGAUGAUAUGCUUGACUCUGUUGACACUGAAGCAGAAGCACUACAGCUUGCACGUGAUGUUCAUCGCAUUCAUUCUCACGCGGGUUUCGAGAUCCGAAACUGGGUGUCAAACUCUGACGCCGUACUGCAGGAGUUAGGUGCCACUCCCACAACAUCGCUGAAAUUCGACGGCGCACAUGGUUUAGGAGUAGAGAAAGUAUUAGGAAUGUUUUGGCAUACAAACGAAGAUUGUUUUACAUUCGCCGUAUCGCAAAAACUCAGAAAUCGUGAUUUCAUUUCCGGAGAAAGAAAACCAACUAAACGCGAAAUGCUCAGCGUGGUUAUGGCUAUUUUCGACCCUCUUGGUUUGAUUGCCCACUACGUCAUAUACGCCAAGAUCAUCCUGCAGGAAAUAUGGCGAACCGGUUGCUCAUGGGACGAUCCAAUACACGACGAGCAGUACACAAAGUGGUUGCGCUGGGUGCGAAUGUUACCAGAGGUGGAAAACAUUCAAAUUCCUAGGUACUACAGUUCAGCUUCAGGGUCUUUAAAUAGAAUCGUUGAACUGCAUACAUUUGUGGAUGCAAGUGAGAAUAGCUACGCAGCAGUUAGCUACCUCCUCUUCACUGGCGGAUCGAGCAAUCAAUGCGCUAUUGUUGGCAGCAAAACUCGUGUCUCUCCGCUAAAGCCAAUGUCCAUCCCUCGUCUCGAAUUACAAGCCGCUUUAAUUGGUGCACGCUUGGCAGUUGGCAUUGUUAAAUCGCUAACAAUUCCCAUUGCCUCUCAAACGUUUUGGACUGAUUCGCGAACAGUGCUGUCCUGGCUGCGGUCGGAUCAGCGACGUUAUCGCCAAUUUGUCGCCUUUCGCAUAAGUGAGAUUCUUGAGCUCACUGAUGUCGCCCUAUGGAGAUGGGUACCUACCGCCGAAAAUGUGGCCGACGAUGCAACGAAGUGGUCCAAAUCUCCUGACUUAUCCAAUCAUAGCCGCUGGCUGAAUGGACCAGCAUUUUUACAAGAAAACAAAUCUAGUUGGCCUUUUGAACGUGAAACGAACCGCUCAACAAACGAAGAACUGCGUUCGCAGUAUGUAGGACACCAUUUCGCCUCACGGUCCGUUGCUCAACUUCACAUUGACUUCAGCCGAUUUUCACGAUAUAGUAAACUACGCCGUGUCAUCGCAACCGUGAUCAGCAUUGGUAAUUACUGGAUAUCCGUUGUUAAAUACCAUAAACAAAAACCAUCGCCCAUAAGCAGUGAGGAUUUAAAACGAGCCGAAAUAUUGAUUAUUUCCAUUGUACAGCAGCAAAACUUUGCUGAUGAAGUAGCGGCUUUGAAAGAAGGAAAGGUAAUUAAAAAAUCAAGUUCAAUUUUCAGCCUCACCCCUGUUAUGGAUGGCGCUGGACUGAUUCGCUUGGGUGGGCGAGUCAGAUGUGCCUACUACGGAGACCCCAUAAUUUUGCCUAAAAACCACUGCGUCACGUAUCUUAUUGUAAAUGAAUAUCAUUUGCGUUACCACCACAGCAAUUCGGAGACAGUUGUAAAUGAGUUACGCCAAACAUAUUGGAUACCAAGCCUUCGUGUAGUGGUAAACAAAGUUAGACGAGCAUGCCAACUCUGCCGAAACCGCUCUGUUCACGCCCAAGCACCCAGGAUGAGCCCACUGCCUGACGCUAGACUUGCUGCCUACUGCCGCCCCUUUUCUUAUGUGGGUGUCGAUUAUUUUGGUCCGAUGAUGGUGGCAGUGCGAAGAAGCCGUGAGAAACGCUACGGUGUAUUGUUCACCUGCCUUACGAUACGCGCUGUACACCUGGAGCUGGUGUCUUCUCUUUCAACGGAUUCCUGCAUCAUCGCCGUACGAAACUUUACAGCUCGUCGUGGUGUCCCUAUUGAAAUGUGGAGCGAUAAUGGGACGAACUUCAGGGGCGCUGAACGAGAACUGAAAGCGGCCCUAAAAGCAGCAGACCAAGACAAAAUAAUCGCAACUUUUACAACCGCAGCUACUAUUUGGAAGUUUAUUCCUCCCUCUUCACCACACAUGGGAGGGGUAUGGGAGCGACUAGUACGCUCCGUAAAGCAUGUGUUGUAUCAAAUUCUGCCUUCUUGUACACCUUCAGAAGAGGUAUUGCGUGCAGCGCUGCUUGAAGUGGAGAUGUGCGUCAACUCUCGGCCCCUUACCUACAUCCCGGUGGACUCGGAUGUUGAGGAAGCUUUAACGCCGAAUCAUUUUAUACUAGGCAAUUCAUCUGGCGCCAAACCUUUGACACAAGAAGGCAACGAUGGCGUAUCAUUACGUCGCAGUUGGCAAACAGCGCAACAAAUCGCAAAUUCGUUUUGGAAACGAUGG
Rhagoletis pomonella (apple maggot) is the source of this 5379-nucleotide messenger RNA. RefSeq lists its product as uncharacterized. NCBI's taxonomy places the organism in Eukaryota, Metazoa, Arthropoda, Insecta, Diptera, Tephritidae. The transcript has a single exon. The record is from RefSeq and is a predicted model, not a curated record. The annotation marks the transcript as partial. Gene Ontology annotation, biological process: DNA integration. Gene Ontology annotation, molecular function: nucleic acid binding.